This is a messenger RNA of Bacidia gigantensis, 2859 nucleotides long. RefSeq lists its product as uncharacterized. NCBI's taxonomy places the organism in Eukaryota, Fungi, Ascomycota, Lecanoromycetes, Lecanorales, Ramalinaceae. The record is from RefSeq and is a predicted model, not a curated record. The transcript has 4 exons. Bases 1 to 2859 code for a protein of 952 amino acids.
AUGGUUCCUCCCUGGAGAGCGCUACACAGCUGGAAUAUCAGAGUCGAGAAAGACCCUGACAAUGUUACGGUAUUACCAGACUGUGCGGCAAAGCUUCGCGACCAGCUUCUCAAUUUUGACAAUGCAGUCCCAAAAGACGAGGUAAUAAUCCGUCAAACUGUUAGCGUUACCACUGUUGAGAACAUUCUGCUUGAGCUCUAUCCUAAUGAAUCUGCUUAUUGCGAUUCAGGCCAUAAAGCAUAUGCAGCCAGAUGGAUGGCAGCCAAGGAAUUGCAGGAUAGGGCUCGAGGGUUCAGUAGGGAUCAGCGCGAUUCAGAGGAGACCUGGCAAUACUUUAUGACCGGUACCGUGUUUAAUGAAAUCAACCAGAGAUUAUCCUCGAGUACCAAGAAGACAUUUACUAACGCUAGGGAAAUUCGGGGCAAUUUCGGCGAAGACAUGAACAAACCAGCGCCUGACGUCUGUGUGGGUCUCAGCUUGUAUCACAAAAAAGAUCUCACCUCCUUGAAGGGCACCGAACGCCACGAAGCAGGCAUUGUCUAUUUCGAAGAAAGUGAAAUAAGUCGCCUUCAGACGGCAGGUGGCGGAAAUUUGGUUUGUCAGCCCAUUGUCAGCCAGAAAAGUUUUGCUUUUCCCUGGCUAGUCGCCGAAUUUAAAAAAGAGUUGGGGGACACCGAUGAAGUAUUGAGACAAGCUGCGAACGGUAGCCAUACUUGUUUCAAACUCCUUGAGAGACUGGCAGAUCGGGCGAAAAAGGAAGCACAACCAUUUGUCGCAAUGACAACAGUCGGCCCAGAGAUGAAAUUGUUCAUAAUGCAUAAACGUGGUCGGGAAUAUACUGACCACUGGUAUUGUAGUGACUCUGGGGGCCACAGUAGCCCCUACUCAGACAAUGGGCUAGAAUCGCUAAGUAGCGACAAUUCGAACAACAGAACAAGUCCAGAUGCGUCCGAAGUUCCUGACCCUGUACCUGCGGGAUUUGGUCCUGGUCGUCAAUCACCUGAGAGAACCGACCCCGAAACCCCGACUAGACAACGGCAACGAAGCGGCUUUUCCAACGACAGACGAUCUCAGGAUGCCCCUAGUCUAUUUGGGUCUGCAUCUAGAUUUAGAACCAGCAGAAUAGAUGACGAGAGGAUUUCUCCGACGAACGUAGGCGGAUUUGGUGCAGACGUCAGACGCAAGGAAAAAGAAGAGCUUUCUCGAAAUCGCCCAACCAGCGCUGGCGCUUCCGACACGCAGCCUUCGACGAACACAAGACUUUUCGGCAGUCCACCUUCUGCAAGCACCAAGGUCGUGGAGAAGCAGCCAUCUCCAAAUGAUAGUAACUCAGACAGGCAAGGAUCUCCACCAACGGGUAUGUUUGGCUUUGGAGGCCCAUCUUUUGGGUUUGGCCAUUCUCCCCGUGGCUUUGGCAGUUCAGCUUUUGGUACAGGGUUUGGCCUCUCAUCGAACCCAUCUCGUCACUCUAAAACCCCACCUGUUGUUCCCGCUGGUAGUUCUGCGACUUCGUCGUUUGCGCCUGGCAAUCCAUCUCAAGACUUGAGAAGUUCAUCUGCUGGUGCUUUUGGUGGCUUCGUAGGCCCAUCGUUUGGCUCUGUUGAUCCACCCCAAGGCUCUGGCAACUCAUCGUCUGGCUCUGGAAAUCCAUCUAGAGUUGACGUUGGCGGCUUUGGCGGCUUUGGCAACUCGCCUUUUGGCACAGGGUUUGGCCGCUCAUCUUCUGGCUCUGGGAAUCCAUCUGUCGUUGCAUCUGGUGGCUUUGGUAGCCUACCUCUCGGCUCUGGCAAUCAAUCCUCUGGUGCUAGAAAUCCAUCUGUUGUCUUUGGUGGCUCUGGCAACCCAUCGGCUGGUUCUGGGAAUCGAUCUAGUGGUGAAUUUGGCGGCGUUGGCAGCUCAUUGUCUCAUUCUGGGAAUCUACGUGGCGACCUGAAAGAGCCAUCUGUUGUCAUAUCUGGUGGCUUUGUCAGCUCAAGUUUUGGUUCCACCAAGCAAUCCUCUGGCUCUGACAAACCAUUUUUUGGCCCUGGGAGCGGAAUGUUUGUCGCUGGUGGCUCUUCUUUUGGGAGUGCUAGACUUUCGCACAAAGAACCUCUUACGCAUACUCAGUCCCGCAAGACAAAAACCCUGCCAUCAGGCAAGACUAUUAUCGUCAAUUUACCAUCUCCACAAAAUUACAAUUUCUCCUCAACAGGACCAAGCCAAUUGAGUGAGCAGUCAAAUGUUACCAUUGCAGCUACGAAACCCCAGAGAAGUAGAUCUGUACCGCGCGAGAACGCUGUCUCUGAUCUUGGUAUACACGUCACUGAUCGGCAAUCACGUUUGCUUGAUGCAGAGCAUCAUGAAAUAGGGAGAAGGCGAGCACUUUCGACUGGAGCAAGGAUGCCUGGAGGCUGGAUCGAAGAUGAUGACAAUACUUCAUCCGAAGACAUCAUUGAGCCCCUUGCAGAGCUAAGUCAAUUAUCCCAAGAGAAUGAUGCUGGAACAAGAUCCACACCAUCGGUGUCCGUCACAGGCCCAAGUGGGAACGAGGUCGUUGUACGAAAGCCGGAGAUUCCUACACUAGUCUCCGGGAGAGGGAUAGUUGUGCAAGAUGAUCAGAUGACUCCCCUAUUGGCCAGAGCUGAUGCUGCCACACAAACGGACGAGAAUAGAGAUGUACAAGCUCCAGACCUUCUACCUCGGCUUGACAAUAUUCGUACUCGCGUACGCACUGCAUGUCUGAGGUCACUUAUGCUGUCUAGUCGUGCUCAGUAUCUGGCGCAGCGGACGAAUCUUGCGGACUUGAAGUCUACAGCGCCGGACGUAGUAUCGACAGAGAAGACAAUAUUUCGAUUUGGAGUACCGACCAAUUCCUAG